GGCGGGGGGACAUGCACGAGGACAUGGGACCCGGGUCGGGCCGCCCUGGGCCUCGGGGUCCCCCGGCCACCUGGAGAGCGCGUUGCGGGGAUCUUCCCCGCGGGACUCCGCACCAGUGGUGACUUCUCCAGCUGCCGAGGCGAACUUGGCCGAUGACCACCCUCCCCUCCCUCAGCCCAUAGGGACGUCUGCUGCUGGUGGGGACUGCGGACAAGCCCCCCAUUCUGCCGCUGAUCACCCAUCUGGGGCUCUGGCUGUCCUUUAAGGAACUUAGGAGAGCUCCCACGCACAACACACAAAGGGACAGAGAGCAGCCGGGAGCAGGGCCACACCUGGAGCAGCAGCCCCUGCCGUGGACAAGGGGGCUGCCUGUGUCUGGACGGCGGUGCUGGCGUGUCCCUGGGGUCCCUGCUGGGGCGGUGACGGCCAGGCUGCUCUUUAGUGUUCUUGGCACACAUGUUUUUCAGCCUGUGCCUGCCACACCCUCUUCCCCACGCCCGCUGCUGGGGGACACCGAGGGCAGCUGGAUUCAACCCCAGGACCUGCGGUUCUGGCUUCUUUUUGUUGAUAUGCAGAAACAGAGGCCCAGAGAGAUGAAUAGCCUGCCUGGGGUCCCCCAGCCCAGAUGCUGCAGAGCUGACAUUUGAAUCCAGAGAAGAGCGAGCUGAGGCUGGAGCUGAGCAGAGGGCAGGGAGGCAAGUGGUGGCCUGAGAGUUUGCUGAGGAUGAUGGCUUCCAGCUCCAUCUCUUUCCCCGCAAAGGACAUGAUCUCAUUCCUUUUUAUGGCUGGAUAGUUUUCCAUGGCCCCAGGCUCCCCUCCAGGCCCCGCGAUUGCCACCAUGAAGCUGAAUGAGCGCAGCCUGGCCUUCUAUGCCACCUGCGACGCCCCGGUGGACAAUGCAGGCUUCCUGUACAAGAAGGGUGGGCGGCACGCGGCCUACCACCGGCGCUGGUUCGUGCUGCGCGGGAACAUGCUCUUCUACUUCGAGGACGCUGCCAGCCGUGAGCCCGUGGGCGUCAUCAUCCUGGAGGGCUGCACCGUGGAGCUGGUGGAGGCCGCCGAGGAGUUCGCCUUCGCUGUGCGCUUCGCGGGGACCCGGGCGCGCACCUACGUGCUGGCCGCUGAGAGUCAGGAUGCCAUGGAGGGCUGGGUCAAGGCCCUGUCGCGUGCCAGCUUCGACUACCUGCGGCUGGUGGUGCGCGAGCUGGAGCAGCAGCUGGCGGCUGUACGUGGCGGGGGUGGCAUGGCCCUGCCCCAGCCCCAGCCCCAGUCCCUGCCCUUGCCCCCGUCCCUGCCCUCUGCCCCGGCCCCAGUCCUGUCCCUGCCUUCUGCCCCAGCCCCGGUCCCAGCCCUGCCCCUGCCCCGCCGGCCCAGUGCCCUCCCGCCCAAGGAGAAUGGCUGCGCUGUCUGGAGCACUGAGGCCACCUUCAGGCCUGGACCCGAGCCCCCUCCACCACCGCCUCGCCGCCGGGCCUCAGCACCCCACGGGCCCCUGGACAUGGCCCCCUUCGCCCGGCUGCACGAGUGCUAUGGCCAGGAGAUCCGGGCCCUGCGUGGCCAGUGGCUCAGCAGCCGGGUCCAGCCCUGAGGCCACCAGGGUGCCUGUUUUAAGGGGACACAAGCUCUACGCCCUCUGGGACAGGCCGGGUCCUGGAGAGACUGGGGGAGCAGAUCCUGAGGGAAAUCAUGGGCAAGGCUGGC
Molecule: messenger RNA, 1701 nt
Organism: Pan troglodytes (chimpanzee)
Lineage: Eukaryota; Metazoa; Chordata; Mammalia; Primates; Hominidae
Gene: PHETA1
Product: PH domain containing endocytic trafficking adaptor 1
Exons: 4
Coding region: 800-1588 (262 amino acids)
Biological process (GO): retrograde transport, endosome to Golgi; receptor recycling; endosome organization
Cellular component (GO): recycling endosome; trans-Golgi network; early endosome
Source: RefSeq, a predicted model, not a curated record